Manis javanica (Malayan pangolin) is the source of this 3176-nucleotide messenger RNA. It is a transcript of the gene MIB2, whose product is annotated as MIB E3 ubiquitin protein ligase 2. Gene Ontology annotation, cellular component: cytoplasm. Gene Ontology annotation, biological process: protein ubiquitination. Gene Ontology annotation, molecular function: ubiquitin-protein transferase activity; zinc ion binding; protein binding. NCBI's taxonomy places the organism in Eukaryota, Metazoa, Chordata, Mammalia, Pholidota, Manidae. The record is from RefSeq and is a predicted model, not a curated record.
GGCUUGCGCUGAAGCUCAGCAAGGCCGGCGGCCAGUCUCCGAACCUGCAGCAUUAAGGCUGCAGUCAACAGUGCCAAGGCAGCGGGUGGGCGACCGACUGGAUAGCCAGACAGACUUCCUUGCUGGCUGGCACCUGUUUGGUCUGCUGUGCUCUGUGUCAGCCAUGGCUGCUAGUUCCCAACAGGAAGUCUUGCUGGCUGAGCAAACUCGUGACCCUGGAAAUAGCAGCUAAGUGUCUGGGAUGCUGACACGAAGCCCUUGUGUUCCCAGGUCCUGAGCAGCCCCACCCGCCAUGGACCCAGACCCCCAGGCGGGCGUCCAGGUGGGCAUGCGCGUGGUGCGCGGCGUGAACUGGAAGUGGGGCCAGCAGGACGGCGGCGAGGGAGGCGUGGGCACGGUGGUGGAGCUCGGCCGUCACGGCAGCCCCUCAACCCCCGACCGCACGGUGGUUGUGCAGUGGGACCACGGCACCCGCACCAACUACCGCGCAGGCUACCAGGGCGCACACGACCUACUGCUCUAUGACAACGCGCAGAUCGGUGUGCGCCAUGCUAACAUCAUCUGUGACUGCUGCAAGAAGCACGGGCUGCGGGGCCUGCGCUGGAAGUGCCGCGUCUGCUUCGACUAUGACCUCUGCACACAGUGCUACAUGCACAACAAGCAUGACCUCGCCCAUGCCUUCGAGCGCUACGAGACUGCCCACUCGCGCCCGGUCACGCUCAGUCCCCGCCAGGGCCUCCCGAGGAUCCCACUGAGGGGCAUCUUCCAGGGAGCGCAGGUGGUGCGGGGCCCUGACUGGGAGUGGGGCUCGCAGGAUGCCUGCCGGUGGGGAUGCUGUCUCCCCAGGAGGGGAAGGGAAGCCAGGCCGCGUGGUGGAUAUCCGUGGCUGGGAUGUAGAGACGGGCCGGAGCGUGGCCAGUGUGACGUGGGCCGAUGGCACCACCAACGUGUACCGCGUGGGCCACAAGGGCAAGGUGGACCUCAAAUGUGUGGGCGAGGCGGCCGGAGGCUUCUACUACAAGGAGCACCUUCCCAGACUCGGCCGGCAGAGCUGCAGCGCAGGGUGAGUGCUGAUGGCCAGCCCCUCCCGCGCGGGGACAAAGUGAAGUGUCUGCUGGACACGGCCAUCCUGAGGGAGACGGAGGAAGGGCAUGGCGGGGGGAACCCCAGGACGGUAGAGCACAACUCCUUCUGGGUGGGCGAUGUGGUGCGGGUCAUUGGUGACCUUGACACUGUGAAGCAGCUGCAGGCCGGGCAUGGCGAGUGGACAGAUGACAUGGCCCCUGCCCUCGGACGCAUUGGGAAAGUGGUGAAGGUUUUCAGAGAUGGUAAUCUGCGUGUGGCAGUCGGUGGUCAGCUGUGGACCUUCAGCCCCUCCUGCCUGGUGGCCUACCGGCCUGAGGAGGACGCCAACCUGGACGUGGCCGAGCGCGCCAGGGAGAACAAAAGCUCCCUGAGUGUCGCCCUGGACAAGCUGCGAGCCCAGAAGAGUGCCCCAGAGUGCACAGGGAGAUUGGUGGUGGAAGUGGCCCUGGGCAGUGUGGCCCGGGCCUUAGACCUGCUGCGGAGGCACCCAGAGCAGGUGGACACCAAGAACCAGGGCAGGACUGCCCUGCAGGUGGCUGCCUACCUGGGCCAGGUGGAGCUGGUGCAGCUGCUGCUGCGGGCACGGGCGGGUGCAGACCUGCCAGACGAGGAGGGCAACACCGCACUGCACUAUGCCGCCUUGGGGAACCAGCCUGAGGCUGCCCGGGUGCUCCUGAGCUCAGGGUGUGGGGCCAACGCCCUUAACAGCACCCGGAAUGCAGCUCUGCAUGUGGCUGUGCAGAGGGGCUUCCUGGAGGUGGUGAGGGUCCUGUGUGAGCAUGGCUGUGACGUCAACCUGCCCGAUGCCCAUGCCGACACACCCCUUCACUGUGCCAUCUCAGCGGGCACCGGUGCCAGUGGCAUUGUGGAGGUCCUCACCGAGGUGCCAGGCAUUGAUGUCACUGCUACCAACAGCCAGGGCUUUACCCUGCUGCACCAUGCAUCCCUCAAGGGCCACACGCUAGCUGUCAGGAGGAUUCUGGCACGGGCACGGCAGCUGGUGGACGCCAAGAAGGAGGACGGCUUCACAGCAUUGCACUUGGCCGCUCUCAACAACCACGGGGAUGUGACCCAGGUUCUCAUCCGAGAGGGCCGCUGUGAUGUGAAUGUGCGCAACCGGAAGCUCCAGUCACCACUGCACCUGGCUGUUCAGCAGGCCCACGUGGGGCUAGUGCCCCUGCUGGUGGACGCUGGCUGCAGUGUCAACGCUGAGGACGAGGAGGGGGACACGGCCCUGCAUGUGGCACUGCAGCGUCAUCAGCUGCUCCCCCUGGCAGCCGACCAGGCUGGGGGGACCCCAGGGUCCUUGCAGCUGCUGUCCAGGCUACAGGCUUCGGGCCUCCCAGUCGGCGCGGAGAUGACGGUGGGCGCGGCGGUCGCCUGCUUCCUGGCGCUGGAGGGCGCGGACGUGAGCUACGCCAACCACCGCGGCCGGAGCCCGCUGGACCUGGCCGCUGAGGGCCGCGUGCUCAAGGCCCUGAAGGGCUGCGCCCAGCGCUUUCGGGAGCGGCAGGCGGGCGGCGGCGGGGCCACGGCCCCGGGCCCGAGGCCGGGACUCAGCACCCCCAACACCGUGACGAACCUGCACGUGGCCGCGCCGCCAGGGCCCGAGGCCGCAGAGUGCCUAGUGUGCUCCGAGCUGGCGCUGCUGGUGCUGUUCGCGCCGUGCCAGCACCGCACGGUGUGCGAGGAGUGCGCGCGCAGGAUGAAGAAGUGCAUCAGGUGCCAGGUGGUCAUUUGCAAGAAGCUGCGCCCAGACGGCACAGAGGUGGUCCCCGCGACCCCCGCGGCAGGCCCGCCGCGGCAGCUGGUGGAGGAGCUGCAGAGCCGCUACCGGCAGAUGGAGGAGCGCAUCACCUGCCCCAUCUGCAUUGACAGCCACAUCCGCCUCGUGUUCCAGUGCGGCCACGGCGCGUGCGCGCCCUGCGGCGCCGCGCUCAGCGCCUGCCCCAUCUGCCGCCAGCCCAUCCGCGACCGCAUCCAGAUCUUCGUGUAGCCCCCGCCCCGCCGCCUGCCGCGCCCCGGCCUCGUCCCGCCCUCGCAGUCGCGGGCGCCCACCCUGAGUUUUAUAAAAGGAUUCUCGGACUUCA